UGCCCCACCCCUUCCAUCUGAGUAAGUGCCCUGAGUAAGCACAGAACCAGAAGGUGGCUGGGUCCCAGGCAGGCUGUGGGAGGAGGAGCUCUGGAGCUGCAGGGGGAGUUUCAGCCUCUGCCAUGGGGAAGCUUAGUUUGAAGGACCUCAGUACAAGGGAUGAAGCUGAACAGUAACUAUGUAUUGCCCUUUCUCUCCCAGAGCACAAACAUAAAGCACUGCAUGGGAGAACCAGCAAGUGAAAUAUCUGCAGAGACCAUCUUGUGCUGAAACACUGACAUGUUUGGUGUGUAAACAGCAUCCUCUUAUAUACCUACUGCCAACCUGACACAGGAACAUGGUUGUGUAUAUAUUCAGGAGGAGGUGACUGAGCUCAGCCUCAGAGUAUUCUGGGUCAUACUUGGUUAAAAUGUCAGAUUGUGGGAGGAAGGAAAAACGUCUGGAUUCACAGAUCACAGUUCCCAAUAUUUGAUACAUGAAUAUAUUAAGAAAUUUGAUUUUCACAAAAUAUUGAGUAAUGAUAUACACAAAUUGAAUAAGAGCAUACCCAUUCCACAGGAAUUAUUUUAUUGGAAAGAACUGGUUUCUUUCACACAAUCCUCCUCAUUAAAACUCACCCAAAAUAUAGUAAAACUACCUGUAAUGUUCCCGGAAGUGCAGAAGUUGUUGAUGAAAAUCAAGUAAGAUGCUCCAGGAAAACCUACACAUGCUAAAUAAGAAAGACAUAAUCUAUGAUGCAGGCAGUAUUUAAUGUUGAGGGAGCUCACGCACUGAUGCAGCCACCAUAGAACACAGGAUCCAUCCAUGACUCAGCUGAGAACAAGUGAGAGCAUGAGUGUGGUCUGUGGGGUGUAGGGAGGAGCUGAGGUUUUCAGUAAAAUGUUGUGAGGGGAGCAGAGUUGCCAAGGAGUGAUGAGUGAGAUUCUAUUCUUUUCUCCUCAACCACUGUUCUCUCAUAUGAUGAAUAAGAACAGCAGACUGCACACUCAUUCUAACAUAAAGAAUACCUUUUUCUCUGAAAUUGGCAUUGGGAUCUUAGGCAACAGCUUCCUUCUUCUCUUUCACAUCCUAAAGUUCAUUCGUGGACACAGGCUCAGACUCACUGACCUGCCCAUUGGUCUCUUGUCCCUUAUCCACUUACUGAUGCUACUGCUCAUGGCAUUCAUAGCCACAGAUAUUUUUAUUUCUCGGAGGGGCUGGGAUGACAUCAUAUGUAAAUUCCUUGUGUAUCUGUACAGAGUUUUGAGGGGCCUCUCCCUUUGUACCACCAGCAUGUUGAGUGUCCUCCAGGCCAUCAUCCUCAGUCCCAGAAGCUCCUGUUUAGCAAAGCUCAAGCACAAAUAUCCCCAUCACAUCUCCUGUGCCAUUAUUUUCCUGAGUGUCCUCUAUAUGUUAAUUAGCAGUCACAUCUUGUUAUCCAUCAUUGCUACCCCCAAUUUGACCAGGAAUGACUUUCUUUAUGUUACUCAAUCCUGCUCUAUUCUACCCUUGAGUUACGUCAUGCAAAGCAUGUAUUCUACACUGCUGGCCCUCAGGGAAGUCUUUCUUAUUAGUCUCAUGGUCCUCUCAACUUUGUACAUGGUGGUCCUCUUGUGCAGGCACAGGAAACAGGCCCAGCAUCUUCAAGGUACCAGUCUUUCCCCCAAAGCAUCCGCAGAGCAAAGGGCCACCCAGACCAUCCUGAUGCUCAUGACCUUCUUUGUGCUGAUGUCCAUCUUUGACAGCAUUGUCUCCUGCUCAAGAACUAUGUUCCUGGAUGAUCCAACAUCUUACUCUAUCCAUAUCUUUGUGAUGCACAUCUAUGCCACAGUCAGCCCUUUUGUGUUUAUGAGUACUGAAAAACAUAUAGUUAACAUUUUGAGAGGGUGAUAAAUGUUUGAAUCUUCACUGAAUGUCAAGAUUCUUUAAGAAAAGCUAAUGACCUGGCAUCAGAACUGUCAACCAUGGCAUGCUGUAUAUGUGCUUUGCCCCAUGUUAAAUAUGAAGAUGUUUUUCUGUUAAAAUGAUUUAUUUUAACCAACAUGAGAGUAAAUAUGUAACAGAAGAUUUAACAACAUACACUUAGAGAUAUGAUAAGGGUGUUUCUAAAUUUAUUUUAGUUUUUAUUUCUCAAUGAAAGGAUCCCUAUGAGGUAGUUUUUGCCCAUCUAGGUCUUCAAUGUCCCACACUGUUUGAAUGUGUGUGACCACUUCAAGUACGUUUUGAUGUUUCAAUUUUCUGUUAUGAAUUUUGAUAAAUUAGAGAACCAUUUCUUACCAAAAGUAGUGCUAUGAUCCAUAAAGAAAAUGAAUUAUAUACAUAACUUUUAAAGCAGAAUUAUGUGCAAAAGGUACAUAGUGACUUGUACAGCAAUACUAAGAAUAACAGGAUUUAAAACUCUCAGGAUUUCAAAUGGAAACAACAGCCUAGAAUUAACAGGGCAUAUGACUGAAACACAGCCUCUGCAUGGUGUGGGAUAGUGGUCAAUCUUUAAGUGCAAGGCAAUUCCUGGUGCUGUGGGAUGGAGCCCCCCAAAACAGGAAAUAUCCACACCACAGUGGCCAGCUCCCUGGAAGUUCAAGACUCUACCCCACACCUCUCCUUAAACCCUGUUUCUCCUCAUUCAGUCUGCACUGUAAUCAGCUUCUGAAAAAAUCUGUUACAUGGGGGAGCAUUACUGCUCAUUGGACAUUUGGUCAAAUUCUACUAAGAAGUUUAAGAAACCAAUCAAACAUAAGUCACUCUAGAUUGCUAAAGCAAGGAGACACAGGGUGCAAAAAAAACCUUUCUAAAAAUUAACUUGGACCUCAGUUUUUUGACCGAUAUCCUCUAGGCUUAUUGUUUCUAUACAAUUAGCUGAUUGCUGACUUCAACUUGAUUGUCUCACCAUUGGUUAUUUUCAACAACUAUGGAAUGUAGACAAACCAUGAACUUCCUGUAGAAAGUGAGAUAACUCAAUGAGAGAAAAGUAAGUUUUAUGUGAUAACUUACUGACUGAUUGACUGAUAGAGUUUGGCAAUAUAGUUACACACAGACACACAAAAUUCAAUGCCACUUUUAGGUUCAAGAAAAAGGCAACAAUUUUUUGUUUUGUUUGAUGGACAGACUUUCAAUUCAGCAGAGAAACAAGUGUCAUAAAUAUGUGUAUUUAUGAGAUAUGUGAUGUGUAUGUAUUCACUAGCACUUAUUGAGUAGCUAGAGUUUUCAAAUGGCAUGUUUGUAUGUUUUUGGUACUUCCUAAUAAUAAAGACAUAUUUUCUUCCUACAAGU
Messenger RNA from Mus musculus (house mouse), 3249 nucleotides. It is a transcript of the gene Vmn1r45, whose product is annotated as vomeronasal 1 receptor 45. The record is from RefSeq and is marked validated. The transcript is spliced from 2 exons. Gene Ontology annotation, cellular component: membrane; plasma membrane. Gene Ontology annotation, biological process: sensory perception of chemical stimulus; G protein-coupled receptor signaling pathway. Lineage: Eukaryota; Metazoa; Chordata; Mammalia; Rodentia; Muridae. Gene Ontology annotation, molecular function: pheromone receptor activity. Bases 913 to 1869 code for a protein of 318 amino acids.